Molecule: messenger RNA, 1608 nt
Organism: Rodentolepis nana
Lineage: Eukaryota; Metazoa; Platyhelminthes; Cestoda; Cyclophyllidea; Hymenolepididae
Source: the annotation of a GenBank genome assembly
AUGGAUUUUCUUAGCAUUUUACUACUAUGUUUCUUGGAGAGUGCACUCACGGGUCUAGUAAAGCAUCGCAACUUGAACAUUAUUGCUCAACCACAACGCUCGGUAUUUGCCUUAAACCGAUCACUCAGACCAAGGGGAAUUGCCAUUUUAGAAGCAAGUGCAUUAAUUGACGGGAAUGAGGCGAAGGCCGAAGGUGGGGCUGGCGACGAGGUGGAUGCCGCAGCAAAAAUUGUCUGCGAUCCAGUGGGAGAAGGAACGAGUGAAUUUGCUGACUGUCCCAAGCGAACUUGCCGUACAAAUGUUGAUUGUUGGGUGGCCUAUGGUAAACCCCAGCAAUGCGUUUGCGACCCACAUUUCUGUGGCUUAGUCUGUCUCCCAGUUGGUUCCCAAUGUCCAAUGCCAAAUAAGCCAGAAAAUGGCAAUGUACUUCUGAGAGAUUCAGAUGUAGGUGGCACAGCUGACUAUAUUUGUAAUGCCGGUUUUACUGUUAUGGGCCCAAGGCAGCGUCAUUGUCUGGCAACUCUUAAAUGGUCUGGACCAGAACCUGUGUGUACCAAUCAAACUGACUUUUGCUUUACGCCUCCCUAUAUGCCCAAUGCAGUGGUUAUUGAAGGACACUGGUUGGAAGGUAAAACGUCCUCAGAUAGGGCUGAUUAUAGAAAUGGGGAGACCAUUACGAUGACUUGUCGACCAGGAUUUGCUGAUACAAAACGCAGGUAUUCAACUCUGGUGUGUCUCGGAAACCAGUGGAAGUAUGAAAAACUCGACUGUCAAAGAAUAUCGUGUUCCGAAAUCGAAGGACCAAAGAACGGUCGAACCCUCUACACCUCAGAUAUGCGUUUUCAAGCAACGGCUAUUCAGUUCUGCGACGACGGUUACAAUAUACGCUGUUCUGAAGAGACGGAAAAUAUUGAACCAAGUUCAGCAAAAAGUUGUCGCCGUGUAUGUCAAGAAGAUGGUGUAUGGUCGGGGAAAUCGGCAGAAUGUAUUGCUGUAACCUGCCCCAAGCUGCACCAACCAGAAAAUGGUUUCAUAUCGGGCUACCAGACUAGUGUCAACAGUGUUGUGGCUUUCGAAUGCGCCGAAGGUUAUGAAUUAACCGGUUCUAAGUUUCGAAAAUGUCAGGCCAAUGGGAAAUGGGACGGUGAGCAGGUAAACUGCCUCGAUGGAACGCUGGAUAAAGGAAAGGUCAAAAUCGGUGCUCUUUUGGAACAUGGUUCAAGUAUCUCAGUUUCUUGUCAGUCUGGUUUUAAUCUUGCAGAGGAACUAAAAAAACCAUUGAAGAGCCCUUUUGCGACUACAUUAUGCAAAAAUGGCAAUUGGAAUCGCAAAUAUGAAUGCCAACCGGCUCGUUGCACAACUCGUCCACCAAACAUUCCAAACGCGCUGACGCGUUUCUAUGGCUUACAUCACGGAUCAGUGGUUCGAUAUCAAUGCUUUCCUGGCUACGAGUUGAACACGAAUAGAACUGAGGCGCUCCUUCGAAGUGAGGUCAAGAAUGGUGGAUUGAAAAACAGUUGGCCACUCUCCCACGACCAUUACAGUGUCAAGUGCGAAUAUGGUGUCUGGAAGGGUGAACCUCCCAUCUGUGUUCAAGGUGUGUCAUAA